Molecule: messenger RNA, 1486 nt
Organism: Solanum tuberosum (potato)
Lineage: Eukaryota; Viridiplantae; Streptophyta; Magnoliopsida; Solanales; Solanaceae
Product: serine carboxypeptidase-like 40
Exons: 8
Coding region: 1-1470 (489 amino acids)
Biological process (GO): proteolysis
Cellular component (GO): vacuole
Molecular function (GO): serine-type carboxypeptidase activity
Source: RefSeq, a predicted model, not a curated record
AUGGGAAAAAUUAGUUUCUUCUUCCUUCUGUUUUUGUCAAAUUUUGUUGCUUCAACCCUUGGUAAGAAGCAAGGUGAUGUCCUUGGCAAGUUUUACAAGGCCAAGCAAAAGAAUUCAGCGUUUUACAAGAGUUAUUAUAAGGCAGCAGGCGUUGAAAAUGUAGAAUUAGACAAAGUUAUUCUUCCACAGGAGGGAUUAAAAGCAAAAGAUUGGAUCAACAAAUUGCCUGGACAACCACCAGUGAAGUUUCAACAAUAUGGUGGUUAUGUUACUGUCAAUCAAUCUGCUGGUCGUGCUUUGUAUUAUUACUUCACUGAAGCUGAGAAUUCCAACGCAUUGCCUUUGCUUCUUUGGCUUAAUGGAGGUCCUGGUUGUUCUUCAAUUGCAUAUGGUGCAAUGGAGGAACUUGGACCAUUUAGAGUUAAUAGUGAUGGAAAAACAUUACACAGGAAUCGUUAUGCGUGGAACCAUGCUGCCAAUGUGUUGUUUUUGGAGUCUCCUGCUGGAGUAGGAUUUUCAUAUACAAAUACAAGCAGUGAUCUCAACACAACUGGAGAUAGUAGAACCGCUAAUGAUAAUGUUGUGUUUUUACUCAAUUGGCUCGAGAGAUUUCCCGAGUACAAGAACAGAGAUUUUUACAUUUCUGGUGAGAGUUACGCGGGGCAUUACGUACCUCAAUUGGCACAUGCAAUUCUUCAGCUUAAUAAGCUUGAGAAAAAGACUCUUAUCAAUCUUAAAGGAAUAAUUAUUGGUAAUGCUGUGAUUAAUGAUGACACAGACACAAUUGGAAUGUAUGAAUACUUUGCAUCUCAUGCCCUAAUUUCAGAUGAAACGUACCAUGACAUCCUGAAUAGUUGUUAUGAUGAUAACUACAAUCAGAGAAAGUGCGAUGAGGCAGCUGAGAUUACAAACAAAAAUUUGAACAAUCUCGACAUUUACAACAUUUAUUAUCCCCUUUGCAAGGAUGGAAAUCUAACGAAAUACCCAAAAACACCGACACCAUUGCAGAUUGACCCCUGCUCCGACAAGUAUAUUUAUGCUUACAUGAACAGGCGCAAUGUUCAAGAUGCACUCCAUGCCAACGUUACCAACCUCAAAUAUGAUUGGACAUCUUGCAGCGAUUCACUCUUUUACGACUGGAAAGACAGCCCAGUCACUAUAAUUCCUCUCCUCAAAGAGUCAUUGGCAAAUGGAGUUCGCGUGUGGAUAUUUAGUGGUGAUACAGACGGAAGGGUCCCUGUUACUUCUUCAAAGAGAUCUAUACAAGCAAUGAACCUUACAGUUGAUCAACCUUGGCGUUCUUGGUUGAAUGGAGGAGAGGUUGGAGGAUAUGUUGAGACAUAUAAAGGAGGUCUAACAUUUGCAACAGUAAGAGGCGCGGGACAUGAAGUUCCAAGUUAUCAGCCUACUAGAGCCUUAUCCCUUAUUUCUCACUUCCUUUCUGGAACGUUACCCCCUGGAGAUCAUUAAUCUAGCACAUCCUUAA